GUCCAUGAAAAUUUCAAACUGUGAAAAUGGCUAAAUCAAAUAUGGCAGCGCCCACGAAGUUCUGAGCUUGAAAAAAUAAAAAGUCUUAUUUCGGGAAAUAAACAACACUUUAGAAAUGAAACUGGUAUGCUUGUCAAACAACCCCAGUAAGCCAUGUUUUGUGCUGUAUUUCAAAGGGGUAACACUGAUGUUAGACUGUGGUCUUGAUCUUACUCAAAUUCUAAGCUUUCUGCCUUUACCAUUAGUUUCUGGAUCAAGAUUAAGUCAGUUGUCAGACUGGCUGUUGGCUACAGAGAAGUUUGGUAAACAAGGGGAAGAACUGAGCAAUGAAUUAAAAGAAUGCAGCGGUAGAGUAUUUGUGAAUGGAGUUUUGGAGUUCUCUCCCCCUGAGACAAGAAUUGUUGACCUGUCACAAGUAGAUGCCAUCCUCCUGUCAAAUUCCUCGUGCAUGCUUGCUCUGCCAUACAUCACAGAAUACACAGGAUUUAAGGGAUCUAUAUACUGUACAGACCCUACAUUACAGAUUGGAAAGCAGUAUAUGAAAGAGCUUGUAACAUACGUAGAAAGAGUUCCUCGAACAAAGGCGUGUAGUCUCUGGAAAAAAGAUGACAUCAUCAAAAGUUUACCAUUGCCUCUGAGAGAUGCUAUAAACCCGAAGGUUUGGAAGAAAUGUUACACACUACAGGAUAUAGAAUCUUGUCUAGCCAGAGUACAAGUUGUAGGCUUCAAUGAAAAAAAGAAUAUAUUUGGAGCAUUGACAGCCAUGUCGUGUAGUUCAGGGUACUCACUAGGUAGCUGUAACUGGGUCAUACACUCAGAUUAUGAAAAGAUUUGCUAUGUUUCAGGGUCAUCAACUCUGACAACACAUCCAAAGCCAAUAGAUCAAGCACCUUUGCGACACAGUGAUGUUUUGAUAAUGAGUUCAUUGACACAAACUCCACUGACCAAUCCAGACUCCAUGAUAGGAGAGUUCUGUGUUAAUGCAGCUGUAACUAUAAAGAAUGGAGGGAACGUGUUGGUGCCCUGUUACCCGUCAGGUGUGACCUAUGACCUGUUUGAAUGCUUGUCGGGUCACCUGGACAGCUGUGGGUUGAGUACAGUUCCUAUGUACUUCAUAUCUCCUGUGUCAGACAGCACAUUGGCAUACUCUAAUAUAUUUGGAGAAUGGUUGUCAUCCUCGAAACAGUCUAAAGUUUAUCUUCCAGAGCCUCCAUUCCCUCAUGCUGAGCUUGUUAGUCUUGGAAGACUCAGACACUAUAACAACAUCCAUGAUAUGCAGAAUGAUUUCAAAUGUCCAUGUAUUGUGUUCACUGGUCAUCCGUCAUUGAGGAUAGGAGAUGUUAUUCAUUUCAUAGAACUUUGGGGAAAGUCUUCAACAAACACCAUUAUAUUUACAGAACCAGAUUACCCAUAUUUAGAUGCUCUAGGACCAUUCCAGCCAAUACAGAUGAGGGUAUGUUACUGUCCAAUAGACACCAGUUUGAGUUUUUCUCAAGCCAACAAACUUGUAAAAGAUCUGAGACCUCAACAUCUAGUUGUAGCUGAGAGUUACACCACCCCACCCACUUCAGUGUCACAGAGGCCAGAUCUGGUUAUUAGCUCUGAAUCUGCUCCUAUUACUUAUAAACAAGGGGAGGUAAUCACUCUACCAGUGAAAAGAAAGUUUGAAUGUAUAGAGCUGGAUCCCACUUUAGCAGCAUCACUGGAACCAGUAGAGAUAAAACCUGGCUCAGCAAUAUCUAUGGUGAAUGCUUCAUUGGUUGUCAAGGACAACAAAUAUAUCCUAGAGCCUUUACCCACAGACCAGAAGAAACAGAAGAUAGGAGAUAAACCAGUCAAGCCAAAAUCUUAUAUAUUUGGAAGCCUCAAUACCAAAGUGUUUGUUGAUACACUUUCAAAGCAAGGAAUUACGGAUAUAAAACUUGAAGAGAGUGAUGAUGGCUCUAUAAUUCAUUUGCCAAAUGAUGACACAUUGAUACAAGUGGAGCAGGGAUCUACACAUAUCAUGUGUGGUGGAGACGAGACUGUGAGGAUCAAAAUCAGAGACACUUUGUUACAGUGUUUACAGAAAUUAUAACAGAAUCCUUGCCAUCAUGAUUUAACACUUCUCCUAGAAGCAUGACUGUGGCAGCUGAAAUUGUGACAGGUGCGGCAAAGAUUUGUAGAAACAGUUGCAGGGCUUAAAUGUCAUCAAGACACAGCAAGAACUAUCCGGACCAUAUGUUAAUUUAAAAUUACAUUGACCAAAAGGGCAUUUUUCCUGGGAGUAUGUAUUUUAAAAGUUAAAUAAAUGGGAAAUAUAUUUCCCUUUGGAUUCAAUUUUUAAGAUAGAUGUAAUAAUAAAAUCCAUAAAAUAAG
Messenger RNA from Mercenaria mercenaria, 2358 nucleotides. RefSeq names its product integrator complex subunit 9-like. The record is from RefSeq and is a predicted model, not a curated record. The transcript is spliced from 20 exons. Gene Ontology annotation, cellular component: integrator complex. The coding region runs from base 116 to 2077 and encodes 653 amino acids. NCBI's taxonomy places the organism in Eukaryota, Metazoa, Mollusca, Bivalvia, Venerida, Veneridae. Gene Ontology annotation, biological process: snRNA processing.